Entamoeba histolytica HM-1:IMSS is the source of this 198-nucleotide messenger RNA. RefSeq lists its product as uncharacterized. Bases 1 to 198 code for a protein of 65 amino acids. Lineage: Eukaryota; Evosea; Mastigamoebida; Endamoebidae. The record is from RefSeq and is a predicted model, not a curated record. The transcript is spliced from 2 exons.
AUGAAAUUAAUUUGUUUCAUUGUUUUAUUUACUGUUGUUUUAUCAAAGGAACAAUUAGUUAUUGAAACAGUCAAAGGAGUUAAUGGAGAAGCAGCAUUCUUUAUUGGAGUAGAAUUUAAUAAAUAUAUGUGUGAUGAUGAUACACUUGUUUGUAAUGGAGAAAUUAAAUCAUUACCAAAUUAUAUUGAAUUUGAAUGA